AUGGGACUUUUAAACACUUUGCAAAAUUUACCCACUGAAGUAUUGGUAAAUAUCUUUAGUUAUUUGGAAGAGGCUGACUUCACAGUACUGGAACAAACUUCAAGUAAAUUCGCUAGUAUUAUUAGUGACGAAGAACUAUGGAAAAGUCUAUUCAUAAAACACAAUCACACGAGUUAUUUCCCAUCAUAUUCUCAGUCUUCAAAAUAUAGCAUUGAAUAUAGGGAAAGAAAUAAGGCAUUAAAUCAGUGGCGGCAUAAUAGGGGCGUUUCUACAAAAUAUACAAUAUCUCAAAACAACCAUGAUUCGAAUCCUCAGCAUCAGGAGCUUUCGCACGUUGUAUUUGAUUAUCCGAGGUGUGCAUGCUAUAAUGAUGGUCUUAUAACCUUCCUGCAGUUGCAUGCAAAAAGACGGAAGGAUAGGGUGGUUUAUAUUCAGUGUACAACGCCCCACGGGUGUUCUGUUAUGCACUUCAACAUUAACGCGGUUGUAUUUGGCAGAGUAGAUGGCAGAGUUUUUGGAAAGCUGUUUACAAAUAGGUCGUACUUGUCUCCGGUUGUGGAGUUUGACAAUAAACACGAUGAAUGUGUUACGGCAAUCGCGACAGCGGCAUAUGAAGAUUCAUCUCAGGAUUGGUGUAUAAGUGGUUCUGAAAGGGGAGAGUUAAUCUGGUGGUCCAAUGCGAAACUACAAUCAAGGUUGAGAGUGUCUAAUUCUCCAAUUAACAAGGUGUAUAUGAAUAACAAGACAACUUUGGCCUUUGAUGAAGAUAAUAUACAUAUCAUUGAGGAUAGAAAGGAAUUAUACUCCAUUAACCUAGCUAUAAGCGUUAGUGAACAACUAAAAGACAUUAGGUUUGUUGAAGUGGAUUUUGGCGGUAUGUUAGUCAUUCUUGCAAGCUCAAGGAAUGUCUACGUAAUUUCUAUCAACCCGCAUAAAGACAUUGGCUUUACUCGUCGCCUAGCAAUGCCGCAUGCCAUCGAGGAUUUAGUUAUAGAUAAAAAUACAGCUAGAAGGAAGAUAGAUCACUAUAAUGUGGCUGGGGGAAAUGGUUGUUUUAUUGCGGUGCUGUUAAGCGAUAACACUGUGAAAACUGUAAACGUACGUGCUCCAGGUUCUAGCAUUAAAGAGCACCUCUCAAUGUCAUUCCAUGAAAAAAUUCAUAUAUGCCAGAUUAAUAACCUGGUAUUGGCCUGUGCAUUUUCAGGUAAGGUAGCAAUAUAUGACGCUUUAAGCAGUGCUGAAAUACGUGUUAUCCAGGGCACUGAAAAGUAUCCACAAUAUCUGCAGAUUUCUGAUGGUAAAUUUCUAUUGGGCAGUGGCAAUGUCCUUCACUAUCAUCAGUAUAUAUCUGCAGAAUCUAAGCAAUAUAAAAGAGCUAAUGGAAAGGCAGACAGAACAAGUAAAAUUGCCGAGGCUGUCAAAUCCCAACUACGUAUGUUUGACGAAGAUGAAUAUACAAGACAGCAGGAAAUAGCCAGGGAAGAAAGGCUCAGGAGAAGAUUUGUGGGCGAUUUAGAAGACGAGGAGUUACAGCUUCAGAUAGCGUUAAUGGAAUCAGAAUCUAUGGGCGCUAACAUUGCGGGAUCUGAGGAUUCGUUUGAUGAAUCCCUUCAACGGGUGCUUGAAGAUUCACGUUUGCAACAUGAGGCUGUACGCAAUUCCGUAAUGUACACCGCAGAGGAUGAAGAGGAGAUGCUUUUGAGGGCUUUAGAGCAAUCGCGGUUGGAGGCAGAGCAAUUUACAACAAGGAGUAGAGAUGAAAGUAACGACUAG
Eremothecium sinecaudum is the source of this 1773-nucleotide messenger RNA. RefSeq names its product SCF ubiquitin ligase complex subunit UFO1 (gene UFO1). The record is from RefSeq and is a predicted model, not a curated record. Gene Ontology annotation, cellular component: SCF ubiquitin ligase complex. Bases 1 to 1773 code for a protein of 590 amino acids. NCBI's taxonomy places the organism in Eukaryota, Fungi, Ascomycota, Saccharomycetes, Saccharomycetales, Saccharomycetaceae. Gene Ontology annotation, biological process: SCF-dependent proteasomal ubiquitin-dependent protein catabolic process. The transcript has a single exon. Gene Ontology annotation, molecular function: protein binding.